Molecule: messenger RNA, 2868 nt
Organism: Gasterosteus aculeatus aculeatus (three-spined stickleback)
Lineage: Eukaryota; Metazoa; Chordata; Actinopteri; Perciformes; Gasterosteidae
Product: basic immunoglobulin-like variable motif-containing protein
Cellular component (GO): nucleus
Molecular function (GO): single-stranded DNA binding; DNA endonuclease activity
Source: RefSeq, a predicted model, not a curated record
ACGUCCCUGCAAUCCCGAGCCGGAAGUGAAGACGGAUCCUUCAGGAAAACGACGCGUCGGAUUUAUUCUCAAUCAUCCUUCAUUAUUCUCACUUUCACCGAGCCGACGGUCGCUCACCGACCCCGAUGUGUCGUUAGAGCUUCCCGCGUCGACCAGGCGGGUCCUCGGCCGCUGCGAGAAGACGUCCGAUGGACAAAUGACAGCUGGGCGUGUUUGCGUGCGAAAAAACAGCCCAUUUUCUUCACAGGUCGGUCGAUGAUCACGAAAGAUCACAUGUUACACGGGUUUCUCUUUGGCCUCCACCUCCCAGCUGAUCUGUCCCCACACCAGGCGGUUCAAUGCCGAACACGUCAGAGGGUCAAGGGUCGAACCCCACCGGGCCGCAGCGCUCCCCCAGCGGCUCCCUCGCCCGUGACGCCGCCAUGGCGAGGAGGGCCUCGAGCGCCGAGCUCCAGCUGCCGUGGACCUGCCCGGUCACUCACUCCAGGGAGACGUUCUACACCGUCUGCUCCGAUUACGCUCUCCUCAACCGGGCCCCGAACGCCGUCGGCCCCGACCGCCGGGACGAGGCGCCGUCCGCGGGGCGGGCCGAGGCUGCCGCGGACCUCGGCGCCGGGCAGUCCGGAGGGGCGGCGCACGCGGGCUCGGACGGGGACUGUGACAUGGAGGAGGGGCCCUCCGGUCACGCCGAGCCGAUCCUGGCCUGGGAGAUCGACACCAGGGACUUCAACGCCGUGCUCACGAGAAACAUCCGGACAAGUAAUGUGAUGAAAAGCGGCACCAAGAAGAUGAAGUCCUCGGACAGGCCCAGCAGGAACCUGCAGGACGCUCCUCCUCCCGCCUCGCCGGACGAGGUCCAGCAGAGGAAGGUUCUGGACCUCAGGAGAUGGUACUGCAUCAGUCGGCCACAGUACAAGACGUCGUGUGGGAUCUCCUCUCUGGUCUCCUGCUGGAACUUCCUGUACAGCACCCUGGGUGCGGGAAGUCUGCCCCCCCUCUCUCAGGAGGAGGCUCUGCACAUUCUGGGGUUCCAGCCGCCCUUCGAGGACAUCAAGUUCGGCCCUUUCACCGGCAACGCCACUCUGAUGCGCUGGUUCCGACAAAUCAACGACAACUUCCGCGUGCGAGGCUGCUCCUACAUUCUGUACAAACCGCACGGGCGGCACAAGACGGCGGGGGAGACGGCCGAAGGCGCCCUGAUGAAACUGACCCAGGGCCUGAAGGACGAGUCCAUGGCCUACAUCUACCACUGCCAGAACCACUACUUCUGCCCCGUGGGCUUCGAGGCCACGCCCCUCAAAGCGGCGAAGGCCUACAGGGGAACUUUGCCCACGAAUGACACGGAGCACUGGAUCCUGAUCGGGGAGCCCAGCAGGAAACACCCAGCGAUCCACUGCAAGAGGUGGCUGGACGUGGUGACGGACCUCAACACACAGAACCCGGAGUACCUGGACAUCCGCCACACGGAGCGGGGGAUCCAGCGGCGCAGGACCAAGAAGGUGGGCGGGAACCUGCACUGCAUCAUGGCCUUCCAGAGGGUCAACUGGCAGAAGCUCGGUCCCUGGGCUCUGAACCUGGAGAACCUGCGCCACGACUUCCACCAGGAGCAGCAGCUCGCGGCGGAGCGCGGCCACGAGGGCGCCGAGGGGAGGAAGCCGCCCAAGCGCCUGGGCGCCCUGGGGCGUUCCCACAGCACGGGGAGUCAGAAAGACAGCGGGCGGAGACGUCCGUCCAACGCCGCGGAGCGGAGACAGCGGGCCCCCCACCCCGACGGCGACCUGGAAGAGGACGCCACGGGCUGACGGAGCGGCAAGUGCACGGUUCCACACUUUUGCUGCCCACAGACCGUGGUUUGCGCUCGCCGCGGUGAAGCAGGAAAACGGGCGGCGAGCAGGGCCGGCGUUCGGCACCGCACACCUGGAUCACAUCUGGAUUAUUGUAAUCUGUGCGCAAUUACAAAUAAUUCACUGAGAAAAACACUUGAAAAAAGUGGUUUUAAUAACUACAAAAUGACGAAAUCUAUAAUAUCGUGGCUUUCGGGGUUGAUGUCUCUCAAGACCUCAAUGAAAUGAAUUUAAAGCUGCAGACCAGUCAGUUAUAAAGCUUCAUUUAAUAUACACAUUUUAUUAUUUUACUUAAAAUGAGAUCAGAUCAUUUACAUUAUUAGAUUAUUUAUUAUGUAUUUAUAAUUCAUCCAGAUCAAUUUAAAAUCUGACAAUCUUUUGUUGACAUGUUGUUCAAUAAACGUUAUUUAGGUGUUGACUACAUACAGAUACAGUGAACUAGAUCAGAGCACAAGUUACAUUAUUCUAACAUCACGACGACGUCGCUUCAGGAGAUUCUCUCUAAAUGUAGGACUUAUUUUAUCGUAAGUGAAUGGAGCACCAGAGGACUCCAUCGGAGGUCAGAGAUAUAAAACGUAGAAACAUCCGUCGUUUGAUGCCGACGUUGAACCGUUUGUUUGGAGCCACUUUGAAACUCGCCGAAGCCACGGCAUUUUUUCAUUUUCUUUUAAACUCGUGUCCUUUUAAAUGUAUAUUAAGAUCAACCAAUAGGAGGGCGGGGGCGUUGCCAGAGGAGGGCGUGGCCAAGCACAAGAUCUGCUUGUAAAUAAACAAUGUUACUUUUUAUUGUGAAAAACAUUUGCUGUAAAUUCUGCUCUAAGACGAGAACUUGUGCAGGUCAGUAGACGUUUUGUUUGUGCUUCGUGAAACCGGUGCGACGGUAAAAUGAUUCGACGCGUGAAAGCUCAGAGUCGUGUGGUUUAUUUUAAUUUUUAUGUUCCCACGCAGAUGUCAUCAUGUGACGCGAUGGAGUGGUUUUAUUUAUUAUUUCCCGAUGAAUAAAGUUUUUUUUUAAACUCCUGGA